Molecule: messenger RNA, 156 nt
Organism: Gaeumannomyces tritici R3-111a-1
Lineage: Eukaryota; Fungi; Ascomycota; Sordariomycetes; Magnaporthales; Magnaporthaceae
Exons: 3
Coding region: 1-156 (51 amino acids)
Source: RefSeq, a predicted model, not a curated record
AUGCGCUUUAAUAUCGUUUUAAUAUCCUUUUUAAUGGUGGUCGUUUUUACUAAUUAUUUUAACAAUUUUUUGAUUUUAACCCCAAAUUUGGUUAUCCUAAACCCCAAAAAAUCGAUAUUAUCCGUUUUAAAUUCGCAUUUAGCCGGGCUAACGUAA